Vanderwaltozyma polyspora DSM 70294 is the source of this 624-nucleotide messenger RNA. It is a transcript of the gene YTH1, whose product is annotated as cleavage polyadenylation factor RNA-binding subunit YTH1. Bases 1 to 624 code for a protein of 207 amino acids. The record is from RefSeq and is a predicted model, not a curated record. Gene Ontology annotation, molecular function: metal ion binding; RNA binding. The transcript has a single exon. Lineage: Eukaryota; Fungi; Ascomycota; Saccharomycetes; Saccharomycetales; Saccharomycetaceae.
AUGAAUAUUGUUCAUCCAGAUACUAGUAAUUAUGCAUUUAAAUUCGAACCGUUUUUAAGACAGGAAUAUAGUCUGUCUUUGGAUCCAGAUAGACCUAUUUGCGAGUACUAUAACGGUAUAUCGGCAGACUCGUGUCCUCGAGGAAACAACUGUCAUAAGAAGCAUGUCCUACCUAUUUUCCAAAACAAGAUUGUAUGCAAACAUUGGUUGCGUGGUCUUUGUAAGAAAAAUGACAACUGUGAGUACCUCCAUGAAUACAAUUUGAGAAAGAUGCCUGAGUGUGUGUUCUUCAGCAAGAACGGGUUUUGUACACAGACUCCAGAAUGUCAAUACCUACAUAUUGAUCCAUUAACAAGAAUAGAAAAAUGUUCAAACUACGAGACAGGAUACUGUCCAUUGGGCCCAGCCUGUACAAAAAGACACAUCUCAAAGAAUAUAUGCCCAAGAUACCUAACAGGGUUCUGUCCUCUGGGGAAAUCUUGUGAUAUGGCCCAUCCAACUGCUUGGUAUAUCCCAGAAUCAUUAAAGAUUAAAAAAGAUGACGAGAUAAACACAAGGAAAUCGGACGAGGAGAAAGAGAAAAGACUAAACGCAAUCAUCAAUGGUGAAAUAGAGUUCCCAUAA